AUGCACAGGGAUCUUGAUAUUUGGCCCCAGUCAUUCCAUGAUGGGGUCUUGUUUGGUACUUUGCUUUACUUGACCGCACUGGAAGUUGGCGGCCAAAAAGCCCAGUACAGCACUGUGAGACACAACCCCGUAGUUGAUCGUGUUCAAAGUUUGCUUUCCAUGUUGCCCUGGGGAGACUUGACGCUAUUUUGUUUUCGCAGUGGAUAUUUUUUCUGUUGUCCUCGUGAUCCGUACUGUUGCCAGAAUCGGCUAGGAAACCGCACACCCCCUUUCCACCUUCCCACUUCUUCGCUUCAUGUUUAUUCAAGGUUCAUGUUUCUUUCUUUUUUUCCCACCAAAGUAUUCUGCGCUGUGUAUGUAUGUGCUCCGUACUCCAUACAAGCUCCAGCCAGCUCCGCCUGGUCUGGGCCAAUGAACUAG
Pochonia chlamydosporia 170 is the source of this 420-nucleotide messenger RNA. RefSeq lists its product as hypothetical. The transcript has a single exon. Bases 1 to 420 code for a protein of 139 amino acids. Lineage: Eukaryota; Fungi; Ascomycota; Sordariomycetes; Hypocreales; Clavicipitaceae. The record is from RefSeq and is a predicted model, not a curated record.